AUUCCUGACAGUCUGUCUGACAGCAGCUAUAAAACGUACUCAAGGGGAGCUGAGGAGAGCAGUGACUAGGGGAGAGAAGAGACAGUCACACAGGGACAGACAGAUACAGUGCCAGGGUCAGACAGAAACACAGGGACAGAGAGACAGUGUCAGGAACAGAUAGACAGAGAGCCAGGGGCAGACAUACACAGAAAGGCAGGUAUACAGAGAGCCAGGGGCAGACAUACACAGAAAGGCAGGUAUACACAGUGCCAGGAGCAGACAGGCACAGAAGGGCAGGUAUACACAGUGCCAGGAGCAGACAGACAUAGAAGGUCAGGUAUACACAGUGCCAGGGGAAGACCAACAGGAACAGUCAGAUACACUGCAAGACUCAGACAAACACACAGGGACAGACAGACACAUUGCCAGGGCUUGACAGUGAGAGACAGGCAGAUAGCCAGGGUCAGACAGACAUACAGGAGCAGAAAGACAGAGUGCUAGAGUUAGGACACACAAGGCAGCCAAACACAGUACUGGAGUCAGAUACACAAGGACAGAUAGACACGGUGCCAGUAUCAGACAUACAAACACAGUGCGAGCUUCAGACACAGAGGCAGGCAGACACAAUACUAGUUUUAGACACACAGAGAAGGCAGACACACAGGUGCAGCGAGAUACAGUGACUCUAUUCAAUACACAGGGUCAUACAAACACAGUGCUAGGAUUAGACAGAUACAUGGUCUGCCAGGCACAUUGAGCAUCCAAACACUGUGCCAGGGUCAGACACACACAGUGCCAGGGCCAUACAGACACAGUGCUAGGGUUAGACAGAUACAUGGUCUGCCAGGCACACUAAGUAUCCAAACACUGUGCCAGGGUCAGACACACACAGUGCCAGGGUCAUACAGACACAGUGCUAGGGUUAGACAGAUACAUGGUCUGCCAGGCACACUAAGUAUCCAAACACUGUGCCAGGGUCAGAUGUAGGCACACAUGACUGCCAGAGUCAGACACACACAGUGCCAGGGUCAUACAGACACAGUGCUAGGGUUUGACAGAUACAUGGUCUGCCAGGCACACUAAGCAUCCAAACACUGUGCCAGGGUCAGACAAACACAGUGCCAGGGUCACACAGAGAAGAACAAUUUGUCAGGGUAAAACAACCAUAAAAGAGAUCCAUUGCUCAGUACCAGGGUCAGGCAGGUUAAACACAGUGCAAGGGUCAGAAAGACACACAAAUACAGUGCCAAAGAAAAAUACACAGGGUAGGCAUAUACAUUGCCUGGGUCAGAGAGGCAGGACAGCCAAACAUACUACUGGGUCAAACAUACAGUUGCAGAUACACACAGUUCCACAAUCACUCAGAUACAGUGCCAGUCAGAGAAAUAUAGUGCUGCAAUUAGACACGGACAGACAGAAACAGUGCCAGGGUCAGACAGACACACUUAUAACCACAGGCAGAAUACCGAUGCAGAGAGGAUAACAGACAUCUUUUGUAUUAUCAUAUAUAUUUAUAUGUAUCACUAUAUAACAGACAGUUUUGACCUCUGACACAGCCUAUCUCUACUUAAACUUGCAUUAACUAGAUUGUAUGAUUAGUAUGAUAAGUGAGUGUGUAGCUCCUAUAUGUGUGUCUCUGUCACACCUUGCCAGAUGCUUCGUUGCUAUCCUUGGGAGUGAGUUUAGUUGCUUCGCUGUCACUGCUUUCACCUGUUACCUUGAAGAGGACCAGUGACUGUCAUCUGCCUCCAAGAAGCCCACCAGAAUUUUCUGAAGAUGAAGAUUAUGAGGGAUAGCCAAGAAUUAGAACUAUUUUUCAGGAAAAACAUGGAACCCAGGUGGAUUCUUCUUCUUUUAGCAGUUACUGCCACAUUUGCCCUGUCUCAGGAAAAUAUUCAGACAUCUAAUAGCCUAGAAGAUGGGGCAGAUGCAACUACUUUCUGGUGGGGGGAAUGGACUAAGUGGACAGCAUGUACGCGAACUUGUGGUGGAGGAGUUAAGUCUCAAGAAAGGCACUGCCUUAGACAGAGGAGAAAAACACUCAACAUUCAUGUGAACAAAACCUGCACGGGGACAUCAAAAAGAUAUCAGCUCUGCAAAAUUCAGGAGUGCCCAAUUAAUGGAAGGAGUUUUCGAGAGGAGCAGUGCACAUCUUUUAACUCUCAUGUGUACAAUGGCAAAACAUCUCAAUGGAAACCAUUGUACCCUGAUGAUUAUGUACACAUCUCCAGCAAACCUUGUGAUCUUCAGUGCACCACGGUUGAUGGACAGAGACAACUUAUGGUUCAGGCUCGAGAUGGGACAUCUUGCAAGUACAGCGACUAUCGAGGGGUUUGUGUGUCUGGAAAAUGUGAGCCAAUUGGAUGUGACGGCGUCUUGUUCUCCACCCAUACUCUGGAUAAAUGCGGUGUCUGCCAGGGAGACGGAAGCAGCUGUGUUCACAUCACAGGGAAUUACAGGAAGGGAGCUUCCCAUCUUGGCUAUUCAUUAGUCACGCACAUCCCUGUUGGUGCAAGGGACAUUCAAAUUGUGGAGCGCAAGAAAUCCGCAGAUGUGUUGGCUGUUGCAGAUGAAUCUGGCCACUUCUAUUUCAACGGGAACUUAAAGGUCGACAGCCCCAAAAACUUCAAUAUCGCCGGCACAGUAUUUAAAUAUAGGAGGCCGAUGGAUGUAUAUGAAACUGGCAUUGAAUAUAUAGUGGCACAAGGACCAACAAACCAAGACCUAAAUAUCAUGGUGUGGAAUCAGAAUGGAAAAAAUCCUUCAAUAACAUUUCAAUAUACUCUACUGCGUAGACCACACUCCCGAAUUACCCAGCCAAUCUAUUACAAUUUCCCUGACUCUGAGAGCGAGGAAAGUAAGGAGUCUAAUGACGAGUUUACACCCCGCAAUGCCAGCUUUAGCAACAAAGAGAAGGGACGAUGGAGAGGAGAUAUGCAGGACUUUGGACAUCGAGAUUCCACAGAAAAGCUAACACUGAUUAAAGGACAGGAGACCAAUGAGGUUUAUGAGACACGACAGUCAGGAGACUGUGAUGGCAAAGGCAAACCAAUAAAAGAACCAAGCACAAAUAGGACUUCCUACCUGUCACAUAUUGGAGAACAGGACUCAGCAUCUAAAUUUAACUCCAAAGAAUUUCUUCCGGGAAAUGUCAUCUUCACCCAACUGGCCAGCAAAACCUCAGACUCCAGGGAGCCCUUCAACAAUAUAACAAGGAGCGUCAUCUUUUCCCAGGGACAACCACUAAACUCAGUUGAACCAAACCUGGACAACCUUUAUGUAGACUAUGAAGAAAAUGAGGAUACUGCUGCUUUUGACCUCAACAUUACCUUCUUAGAGCUUAGCAUCGACAGAACAAGUAACACAUCUGCAGAGACACAGCUCAGCAACUCAACUGUCUCAGCUGGGAACUCAUCCUCCAAUAGGACACAGAAAGCAAGAAACAGGUUAAAGUUACUGCGGAAGGUGCAGGGUAUGAGCUCAGCUGACAUGUAUCGAUGGAAACUUUCUUCCCAUGAACCAUGCAGUGCCACGUGUACCACAGGAAUAAUGUCAAGCUACACUAUGUGCGUGCGAUACGAUGGGGUGGAAGUGGACGACACUUACUGUGAUGCUUUGACCCGCCCAGAGCCUGUGCAUGAGUUCUGUGCAGGAAGAGAAUGCCAGCCAAGAUGGGAGACCAGCAGCUGGAGUGAGUGCUCGCGGACCUGUGGGGAGGGCUAUCAAUUUCGAAUUGUUCGAUGCUGGAAGAUGAUAUCCCCUGGUUUUGAUAGCUCUGUGUACAGUGACUUGUGUGAUUCCGCCGAUAUCACCAAACCAGAUGAGAAGAAGGUCUGCAGAAACCCAACAUGUGGACCCCAGUGGGAAAUGUCAGAAUGGUCCGAGUGUACAGCAAAGUGUGGCGAGCGUAGUACAGUGACAAGGGACGUGCGCUGUUCAGAGGAUGAAAAGUUAUGUGACCCAAACACCAAGCCUCCUACAGAGAAAAACUGUACAGGAACACCUUGUGACCGGCAAUGGACCGCUUCAGACUGGGGACCGUGCAGUGGAAGCUGUGGUCAGGGGAAGAUGAUCAGGCAUGUCUACUGCAAGACGAGUGACGGAAGAGUCGUCCCUGAAUCUCAGUGCAAUUUAGACACCAAACCUCUGGCCAUCCAUCCCUGCGGAGAUAAAAACUGCCCCCCACACUGGGUUAGCCAGGACUGGGAAAGGUGUAACACGACCUGUGGCCGGGGAGCAAAGCAGCGAGUCGUUCUGUGCAUGGAGGUGGCUAAUGGCAAAGUCAAAACCCGCACUACCUCUGACUGUGAUGCUUCCAAGAAGCCCAGUGAGGAGAGCACCUGCUUCGAAAGACCGUGUUUCAAGUGGUACACCACACCCUGGUCAGAGUGCAGCAAAACAUGUGGAGUGGGAGUCCGGAUGCGAGAUGUCAAGUGCUAUCAAGGAACGGAUAUUGUACGUGGCUGUGAUCCAUUAGUGAAGCCUGUGGCUAAACAAACGUGUGAUUUGCUGCCUUGCCCCACAGAACCACCAGAUGACAGCUGCCAAGACCAAGCUGGAACAAACUGCGCUCUGGCAAUCAAAGUCAAUCUCUGCAGUCACUGGUAUUACAGUAAAGCUUGUUGUCGGUCUUGCCGCUCUGCUCUUUCAUAAUGUGCAAUAAAUGGGAGGUGGGGGUGGUCAGUCAAUGAAGGGGAGCUCUAUCCUUCAGAGCAAACCUCGGAAGAAGCAUUGUCUAGCACAUGGUCUGCGAAGAGUAUUAAAGCAAAAAUGCCCAGUAUGCUAGUAUACUUUACAGCACAGUCACUUUUGAAAGUGUUUUCAACAUUACAAGAGGCUUUGGUAAAAAGUUGAAAUCCUUUCAGGUGAAUGUAUUAUGUGACCUGAGGGUUAAAAUGAGAAAAGUUUUGUGGCUAAAGUUUCUCUGUCGUUCCCUUGACUGUGUUCAGCAAUAUUAGCAGACAUACAAACCCCGAGAUUUACUGAACAGUAAAUUCUCAAAGGAUACAUCUGGCCAAAGCUCAAAUUCCACCAUGUACCUCUUCCUGGCCCUGCUGGAGCACACCACAUGCUACUUCUUCUAAACGUGAUGUGAGCAGCUCAUGUAACUUGGCGACAACAAAUUCAGAGACAUUGUAAUUAAAUGAAGGGAUGUUAUCAUAAAACCAUGGCAGCCAAAUUCUACACAUUGAGCUGAAGAUGAAUUGUAUUGGUCUUUUCUUGCAAAAGCCUGGAUUGUGGUUAAUCUCCUUUUUUCCUGAUCUAUUAGUGCUC
Molecule: messenger RNA, 5256 nt
Organism: Pelobates fuscus (common spadefoot toad)
Lineage: Eukaryota; Metazoa; Chordata; Amphibia; Anura; Pelobatidae
Gene: ADAMTSL2
Product: ADAMTS like 2
Exons: 19
Coding region: 1759-4635 (958 amino acids)
Biological process (GO): proteolysis; extracellular matrix organization
Cellular component (GO): extracellular matrix
Molecular function (GO): metalloendopeptidase activity
Source: RefSeq, a predicted model, not a curated record